Messenger RNA from Mytilinidion resinicola, 732 nucleotides. RefSeq lists its product as uncharacterized. Lineage: Eukaryota; Fungi; Ascomycota; Dothideomycetes; Mytilinidiales; Mytilinidiaceae. The transcript has a single exon. The coding region runs from base 1 to 732 and encodes 243 amino acids. The record is from RefSeq and is a predicted model, not a curated record.
AUGGACCGAGAUGCGCGAACCACGGAGGUCGUAACUUCAUCGACUUUCAACAGAGAGAAGACCGAGACCGAAAGGUGUACGCCAGUCAGCCAUCGGGCAGAUCAAAGUAAAGCGAGUUUCCUAGAUCUUCCCCCGGAGAUCCGAAAUCACAUCUACAGCCAACUCCUGAUAUCAGACGACUACAUUCGCCCUACGACCAGCGUCCCAUGCCUCCACCUUUUGAAAAUCUGCAAACAGUUACAUGAUGAAGCCGCUUCCGUUUUCUACGCCGCCAACUCUUUCUACUGCCACUGGGAGACCAAAACAAUCGCCUACGAGAAUGCCCCCUUCGACGCUGUCAACUUCCCAAAAAUAGCGGCACCUUGGCUAGAAGGUUUAAUCUGGCCAGCCCCAAGAUAUCACGUCUAUCUCACCAGAGUUGUUAUUGAUGCUCGUGUCGAGAUCGUUGCCGUUGAUUCUCUUGCAACUAUAUCUAAUUCCCCGGGACAGCGAGAACGCACAGUCAGAACACUCGAAGUAGAGCUCAGAAAGAGAUUUUCGAAGCUUCAUAUCGAACUAGCUGAGCUAUGGGCUGCCAAGGACAGGCCAUGGAGUGGAUCACUCAUUUGUGUUCGACCUCGGAAAGCUGCUUACAUCUCGUCCUCUACAUUUCUCAAUGCCGUACUAGCAUUCUCCGAAGCCGACGAGGAAGUUACCAAAGUCAUUGUUCGUGGAUAUCAACAGCUUGGGUAA